This is a messenger RNA of Mangifera indica (mango), 726 nucleotides long. Its product is annotated as aspartyl protease AED1-like. Lineage: Eukaryota; Viridiplantae; Streptophyta; Magnoliopsida; Sapindales; Anacardiaceae. Bases 1 to 726 code for a protein of 241 amino acids. The record is from RefSeq and is a predicted model, not a curated record. The transcript has a single exon. Gene Ontology annotation, biological process: proteolysis. Gene Ontology annotation, molecular function: aspartic-type endopeptidase activity.
AUGGCCACUUACGAGUUUAAAGACUUUACCUUCCUUUGUGGGCACAAUAACAGUGGCCUCUUUGGCGCAGUUGCAGGUGUUCUUGGCAUUGGCUUAAGCAACGACUCUUUAAUCUCUCAAACUUCCACAAAUUUUAUUCUCUUGUUCUGCUACUGUCUUCCUCCCACAGAGGCCUCUUCUGGGUUUCUCGUUUUUGGCACCACAGCAGCGUUGACUUGCCUGCCUCGAAUCAGCAAGCCACUAAUUAGCGACCCACAAGGAUACAAUCCUUACUCUGUUAACCUUGUUGGCAUCACAAUCGGGCAAAGGACCCUGCAAAUAUAUUCAAACGACGCCGCAUCAGUGCGAAACAUUGUUAUUGACUCUGGAACCCGCAUCACUCGGUUGCCUGCAACAGUUUAUUCAGAACUUCGCUCUGUAUUCAACGAAUUCAUGGCGGAAUUUCCAGUUGCUCCGCCGUAUGGGAAGAUGGAUACGUGCUAUAAUCUUGCGUGGUACGAUCUGAGCAGUGUGGUAUCGUCCAUGAUUCUGCAUUUUGAAAAUUCUGUAGACUUGAAUUUGGAUCAUGAUUCUGUUGUGUUGAGUGAGAGCGAGUCUCAAGUCUGUUUGGCUUUCGCUGAAGAUACUGAAACAAUUAUUGGGAAUCAUCAACAACGGAAUGUGAAUAUUCUUUAUGACAUAGUAGAUGAGAUACUGGGAUUUUCUAGGGGUUCUUGCGGCAGUUAA